This is a messenger RNA of Opisthorchis viverrini, 351 nucleotides long. RefSeq lists its product as hypothetical. The transcript is spliced from 2 exons. NCBI's taxonomy places the organism in Eukaryota, Metazoa, Platyhelminthes, Trematoda, Opisthorchiida, Opisthorchiidae. The record is from RefSeq and is a predicted model, not a curated record. Bases 1 to 351 code for a protein of 116 amino acids.
AUGAGAAAAAUUGAGGCUGCACCUUCCAGAACUCUGGUAGUAGUGUUUCCUACCUUGGAAGAGGAACUAACCACAAACGAACACAAGCAGUGCCGCAGAGGCCGAAAGAAUUCAAUCCUUCCUGACCUUGCUCCAGGAGACAACCAAAAUCAGAGUCAAAAAACAGCAGCUAAAGGUAGUUCGCUAAAGGCCACGAAUACGUUGCGCUUCAAUGUUACGGACACCACUGACCUUACCGACGACCUCAGCGGAGAAUCUGCAGACUGCAUAGAGGCUGUGAGUAAUGACUGUUUUGGCGAAAUUACCGUGCUCACGCCCUACCGGGUGUCACGUGCCAGCUUACUGAGUUAA